Molecule: messenger RNA, 3819 nt
Organism: Rasamsonia emersonii CBS 393.64
Lineage: Eukaryota; Fungi; Ascomycota; Eurotiomycetes; Eurotiales; Trichocomaceae
Product: Patched sphingolipid transporter (Ncr1)
Exons: 3
Coding region: 1-3819 (1272 amino acids)
Cellular component (GO): membrane
Source: RefSeq, a predicted model, not a curated record
AUGCGGGGGUUCCAGUUUACCUCCAUGGUCACAGGCCUGCUGUCCGCACUGCUGCUCUCUGGAGUCGCGGCACAGGGUGUGACCAAAUUACACGAAAAAGGCCGCUGUGCAAUUCGAGGCCACUGCGGCAAGAAGGGGUUUUUUGGCGGUGACUUACCUUGUCCGGAUAAUGGACUUGCACACGAGCCGGAUGAUGCUCUCAGAGAGAAGUUGGUCGGCCUUUGUGGAAAUAAAUGGGCGGAAGGGCCAGUCUGUUGUACAGAUGAACAGGUGGAUGCCCUGAAGAAGAACUUGAGGUUGGCCGAGGGUAUCAUCGCCUCCUGUCCUGCAUGCAAGGACAACUUUUUCAACAUCUUCUGCACCUUCACCUGUUCCCCGGAUCAGUCCCUCUUCGUCAACGUCACGCAGACCGAGAAGAACAGCGCUGGCAAAUACCUGGUAACCGAAUUAGAGAACCUGUGGUCCGAGGAAUUCCAGAGCGGCUUUUACGAUAGUUGCAAGAAUGUCAAGAAUGGCGCGUCUGGUGGCAAGGCGAUGGACUUCAUCGGCGGUGGAGCCAAGAACUAUACCCAAUUCAUGAAGUUUCUGGGCGACAAGAAGCUGCUGGGCAGCCCCUUCCAGAUCAACUACGAAACCGAGCCGAGUGGGCCGGAUCCGCACGGUAUGCAGGCAUUGCCCAUCAAACCAAAAGCCUGCAACGAUUCCGAUCCUGCGUAUCGAUGCUCCUGUGUUGAUUGCCCUGACGUGUGUCCGGAGCUACCGGAUGUGACGACGCAGGAAUAUUGCCAUGUCGGGCUCCUGCCAUGCCUGUCGUUUGCCGUAAUCUUAAUCUAUUCCGUCUUCCUAUUGCUCGUCGUUCUGGUGUCCAGCUAUGUCACCUAUCGUGAUCGGCGCUAUCGCAAGCCCGAGCGCGUUCGGCUGUUGCAGGACCCGGCCCCCAGCGACGACGAGGAUGAGGGAGAUAUUGUCCAGGCGGCAGGUUAUCUGGAAACACCUCGCCGCAAUUACAAACUGAAUGCCGUGUUUGACGUCGUAUUCAGUCGAUUAGGCGGUUUCUGCGCCCGCUUUCCGGCCCUCACUAUUUCAACCAGCGUGAUAGUCGUUGGCUUGCUAAGCUUGGGGUGGCUUAGGUUUGCGGUCGAAACGGAUCCAGUUCGCCUGUGGGUUAGCCCAACCUCAGCGGCCGCCCAGGAGAAGGAGUUCUUUGACAGGAACUUUGGUCCUUUCUAUCGUGCCGAACAGGCCUUUCUCGUGAACGACACUGGCCCCGUGUUAAGCUACGACACGCUUGGCUGGUGGUUUGAUGUGGAGAGCAGGGUUCGUCGGAUGAUUUCUCUGAACAGGGGACUGGCCCUGGAGGAUGUGUGCUUCAAACCCACCGGAGACGCCUGCGUGGUUCAGUCCUUGACAGGCUACUUUGGUGGUUCGUUCUCCAAUGUCUCGCCCAGAGACUGGCAGAAGCAGAUCACACACUGUGCCUCCUCUCCGGGCGAUGUCAGCUGUCUGCCGGAUUUCCAACAACCACUGAAGCCCGAUAUGAUCCUUGGUGGCUAUGAAGAGACUGGCGACGUUUUGGAUGCCCGCGCACUCAUUGUUACCUGGGUCGUUAACAAUUUCGCCCAGGGAACCGAGGGAGAGGCAAAUGCCAUGGAUUGGGAGGAUAGUCUAAAACGCGUCCUCAUGGUUGUCCAAGAAGAGGCCAGAGAACGGGAUCUGCGUGUCUCUUUCAACACUGAGUCCAGUCUGGAAGAGGAGUUGAACAAAUCUAGCAACACCGACGCCAAGAUCGUUGUGAUCAGCUAUGUGAUCAUGUUUAUCUACGCUUCCUUGGCACUGGGUUCCGGCGCUCUUACUUGGAAAGCCCUGUUGACGAACCCCGCCAAUGCCUUGGUCCAGUCCAAGUUCACUCUCGGCAUUGUCGGAAUCUUGAUUGUCCUAAUGUCCGUCUCCGCGUCUGUAGGGCUGUUCUCCGCUGCGGGAAUCAAGGUGACGCUGAUUAUUGCCGAGGUGAUCCCAUUCCUCGUGCUCGCGGUCGGUGUUGAUAACAUCUUCCUCAUCGUUCACGAGUUUGACCGUGUCAAUCUCAGCCAUCCAGAUGAGGAGAUUGAUGAGCGGGUUGCUCGCGCUGUGGGGAGAAUGGGUCCCAGUAUCCUCCUGUCAGCUAUCACGGAGACCGUGGCAUUUGCAAUGGGCACUUUUGUCGGGAUGCCAGCCGUGAAGAACUUCGCGGCAUAUGCUGCAGGAGCCGUCUUGAUCAAUGCUAUUCUACAAGUGACCAUGUUUAUUUCCGUCCUGGCACUGAACCAGAGACGGGUGGAGAGCCUGCGUGCGGACUGUAUACCGUGCCUGACCGUCCGCAAAGCUACGUCAUCUGGACUGCCAGAUGGAAAUAUCUAUGAUGAUCUCGUCUGGGAGAGUGCCUUGCAGAAAUUUGUCCGUCGAGUCUAUGCACCUCUCCUUCUCGGGCGGAAGGUCAAGGUCGCCGUUGUGAUCAUCUUCCUUGGCUUGUUUACUGCCGGCCUGGCAUUGAUCCCGGAGGUAGCGUUAGGUCUGGACCAGCGCAUCGCCAUCCCCAGCGAUUCCUACCUCAUUCAGUACUUCAAUGACCUUGAUGACUACUUUGAGACCGGUCCGCCGGUGUACUUUGUCACCCGGGAUGUUAACGUCACGGAGCGAAUUCAUCAGCAACAGCUCUGCGGACGAUUCUCGACGUGCGAGGAGUUUUCCCUGGGAUUUGUCCUGGAGCAAGAAUCAAAACGGCCCAACGUGUCGUAUCUCUCGGGGUCGGCAGCGAGUUGGAUUGAUGAUUUCUUCUACUGGCUGAAUCCGCAGCAGGACUGCUGCUAUGAAGAUGGCAAGAUCUGCUUUGAGGAUCGGAAUCCUCCGUGGAACAUCACGCUUUACGGCAUGCCAGAGGGCAAGGAAUUCAUUCACUACGUCGAGAAGUGGAUUGAUGCACCGACGGAUUCAUCCUGUCCUCUCGGAGGCAAAGCCCCGUACAGCAAUGCUCUGGUCAUCGACAGAGAGCACAUUAUGACCAACGCAAGCCACUUCCGGACAAGUCACACUCCUCUGAAGAGUCAAGCCGAUUUUAUCAAUGCCUAUGCGGCAGCGCGGCGCAUUGCCAGUGACAUUUCCAACAGACACAAUAUCGAUGUCUUUCCCUAUUCCAAAUUCUACAUCUUUUUCGAUCAGUAUGCCUCCAUUGUCCGUCUUACUGGCACUCUCCUGGGCGCGGCGGUGGCGAUCAUCUUCGUGGUGAAUUCGAUACUGUUGGGAUCCGUCGCCACUGGGGCUGUCGUCGCCAUGACGGUGGUAAUGAUUGUCGUGGAUAUCGCGGGCACGAUGGCUGUCACCGGCGUAUCUCUCAACGCCGUGUCGCUGGUCAACCUGGUUAUCUGUGUGGGAAUUGGCGUUGAGUUCUGUGCUCACAUCGCGCGGGCUUUUAUGUUCCCCUCGCGCAACAUCCUGGAUCGAGUACCCACGAAGUUCCGGGGGAAGGACGCGCGGGCAUGGACUGCCCUGGUCAACGUGGGAGGCAGUGUCUUCAGCGGAAUCACAGUCACGAAGCUGCUGGGCGUGUGUGUCCUGGCCUUUACCCGCAGCAAAAUCUUCGAGAUCUAUUACUUCCGCGUCUGGUUGGCCCUGGUGAUCUUUGCCGCGACCCACGCCCUCAUCUUUUUGCCGGUUGCCCUCGGUUACUUUGGUGGAGAAGGCUAUGCGGAUCCCGAGUCUGACGGCGGACUGGAAGAAAACCUCACGGCGCGAGGAUACCGGUCUCUACUGAUGGACGAGGACUAUGAUUCUGACGAAGAGUGA